AUGGCGGAUAUUUAUAUCGACAAGGUGUCUAUUGAUGGACGAGUCAAGAGAUUCGCGGAGGAACUUCCAGGUUCAACCUCUGAAUUUCGAUCUCAUUCGAGCGGAUUUCCUGUCGUCCGCAUCGUUGUCAUCGUCCGCUUCGUUGUCAUCGUUGUCAUCGUUGUCAUCGUUGUCAUCGUUGUCAUCGUUGUCAUCGUUGUCAUCGUUGUCAUCGUUGUCAUCGUCCUCCUCGUCCUCCUCAUCCUCAUCUUAAGAACCAGGAUACAGCGUGAUAUGGAGAGGAGGAACUAUAAGGGAGCGCAAAUGGAAGGCAAAAAAUGA
Penicillium longicatenatum is the source of this 321-nucleotide messenger RNA. RefSeq lists its product as uncharacterized. Bases 1 to 321 code for a protein of 106 amino acids. Lineage: Eukaryota; Fungi; Ascomycota; Eurotiomycetes; Eurotiales; Aspergillaceae. The record is from RefSeq and is a predicted model, not a curated record. Gene Ontology annotation, molecular function: ATP binding. Gene Ontology annotation, cellular component: membrane. The transcript has a single exon.